Notodromas monacha is the source of this 3046-nucleotide messenger RNA. The record is from the annotation of a GenBank genome assembly. NCBI's taxonomy places the organism in Eukaryota, Metazoa, Arthropoda, Ostracoda, Podocopida, Cyprididae.
AAGGAAAAUUUUUCUUUCGUCGUGAGAAUGACGAGCACGGUGUCGCUGUUGGGCAUUCCGUUGAAGAAGAGCGGGGAAGUGGACUUGGUGAAGCCUUUUCGACACGCGAUCGCGUCGAGUUCUAUCGGAUUAGGUGCUGGUGAGAUUGACAAGCACAGGGAAUCCGUUUCUGAUUUCAACAAACUGCGGAACAACGCGUGUUCCAGACCCUUGGACAAACACGAAGCUGCUUUGGAUACUCUCUACCGAUAUCAUGACCAGUUGAGCAGUUUGGAGAAAAAAGUUCCCCCGGGAGAAAUCCAGGUUCCGUUCAAAUGGAAGGACGCAUUCGACAAGGGAUCCCUUUUCGGUGGUUCCAAAAGCCUCACCAUUUCUUCACUGACUUUUGAGAAGGCCUGUGUUUUAUUCAACAUGGCUGCGUUGCAGUCUCAAAUAGCCUCGGUGCAAAACUUCGAUCACGACGAAAGCUUGAAGCUGGCCGCCAAACUCUUCCAGCAAAACCGUGUGAAAUCAUUCGGGUUUUCCAGUGGGGUUCUAGGACACCUGAAGGGCAUCGUGUUGUCGUGCGUGAAUCAAGAGCCAACUCCGGACCUGAACCCUGAAACGUUGCACGCACUCUCUGCUCUCAUGUUGGCCCAGGCCCAGGAGGUUUUUGUUGUGAAAGCCAUCCGAGAUAAGAUGAAGGACGCCACGGUGGCUAAACUCAGUGCCCAGUGCAGUGAGCUGUACACGGAAGCUUCGCGUUUGAUGAGUGCAGAGCGGUUGAAGCAGUUGUGGGACAGGGAAUGGCUGCCGAUUGUGAAUGGCAAGCAAGAAGCGUAUAAAGCCAUUGCGGAAUUUUUCCAGGCUUCGGUUUGUGAGGCGAACAAACGCGUCGGGGAAAGAAUCAGCAGACUUCAGCAUGCGGCUGAUGUUAUGAAGACCGCAGCAUCGAAGAGUGGAACUUUUUUCCCGGCUUUUCUGAGUGAAUACACUGGCAGGAUUCAGCACGCUUUAGAGGCGACGAAGAAGGAGAACGACUUCAUUUUCCACGACCGUGUGCCGGAUAUUAGGAAUUGCGAGCCAAUUGCCAAGGUGGCUCUUGCCAAAUCGCUUCCAUACCAGGAUCGCUAUGGACAGAGUCGAGACUUGUUCGAGGACCUCGUACCAUUGGAAGUAAGCCAAGCGUUGGCGGUGGCGGAUUCGCGUCGCAUGGAGCUCGUCAACUCGGAAGUGGCGCGACUUCGGGACGCCUCGCAGCUGCUGAAUGGACUUCUGGCGUCCAUGAACUUACCGGCGGCGUUGGAGGAUCCCGGGAAAGCCGGCGGCUUGCCGCCGUCUCUGCGCGAUAAGGCGGAGAAAGUCAAGGCUGAGGGAGGCAUCGAAUCACUCCUGGCCAUGCUCCAGAACCUUCCUGAAUUAUUGCAGAGGAAUCGAGAAGUUCUAGAUGUGACCGAGAGGGACUUGAACGAGGAACGAGACAGUGAUACCCAGCUCCGGAGUCAGUUCAAGGACAAGUGGCGUCGGACUGAGUCGGAAAAGUUGACUGCGAGCUUUCGACAGAACGCCAAACGCUAUAAGACCAUUAUUGAGAAUGCCAUGCUGGCUGACAGCACUGUGCGCGAACGUUUCAACACGCACGAGCGCGUCAUCCGCAUGCUGAGUGAGAAGUCGGAGGAGGAGUUGUUGGCGGCGCUGCCGAGCGGAAAGGGCGGCAAUCGGGACUCGCCUGCCGCCAACCGACUCAAGACGCUGAUGCGAAAGGUGGACGAUUUGAAGCGGGAGCGAGAAGAACUGGAAGGCCUUUUCAAGUCGACGGAUGCGGACCUCAAGUCUGCGCUGUGUGCGAUGCUGGCCCGCGACGGACGCGUGGACGAGCCAGCAGUGUCCAAACAGGUGUUGGAUGCAGCUUACGGGGACGCCGUCGCCCGAGUGGCGACCAAUUUGGAGCAGCAGGAGAAGCUCGUGGCGGAGGUGCAGGAAGCGAACGGGGAUUUCACGAGGGAUCAGUCGGGCGACGGAGACGCCCGCGAGCAGAUGAUGAAGGACUUGGCGGCCGCCUAUGACGCCUUCACCGUGCUCAAGAAUGACCUGAAGGAAGGCACGAACUUCUACAACGAUUUGACUCAGAUUCUAGUGAACUUCCAAAACAAGGUGACUGAUUACUGUUUCGCGCGGAAGACGGAAAAGGACGAGCUUAUGAAGGACUUGACGUCAGCUCUGGCUUCUGCCAAAUUGGAUUCUGCUCCGAAUCAACCCAGGCAUUUCGGCGCUGCUGAAGGGAAGAAAGAGCCGCCACCAAGACCACCUCCUCCUGCCGCAGGUGCCCCUCCGGCGGCUGUCCCUCAAUCGACGGCCAACGCGCCGCCAUAUUCUGCCGUACCGUACAACCCGCAGAUGAUGCAGCCGCAUGCUGCCAUGCCGUACCCUGUGCAGCCGCAGGGAAUGCCGUUGCCGUACUCAUAUCCUCAACAACCGUACCCUACGUACAUGCCGCAAAUGCCGUCUGGGUACAAUCCUUACGGAUACAUGCAACAGCCUCCUCCCCCUCAAGGUGCUCAGCCGCAACAGAACUAUGCUUACCCGAGCUAUCCGCCUCAACAGGCCCCGUAUCAUCCGAACCCACACUAUCCCCAGCAGUAGAGUUGCAUUCAACAUGUUGGAAAGUUUGAGAGGAAACUUACGUCACAAACGAACGAACGAACGAAAAAAAAAAGAAGAGAAAAGAAUAUGAUCCUUUUUGUCGAGAUGAACGAGAAUUUCCCCUGCUUUGAUGGUUUCUUGCUGCUGCUUUCCAAACCCCGUUCUAAAAUCGUCAGUCGUUUUUAUUCUUCUUCUUCUUUUAUUGCUCUGUGACAUUGUUCAAGAUAGUUGAAGUCGAAUUCCGUCAAGGGGGGGGGGGAUUAUUAUGCGGAAAGCGAUUGAUUUUUGUGUUUUUCUCGAAGGAAGAGUGAUUCAUGUGUUAAAUGAGAAUUGUGGUGUUUUGGAAGCGAUUGUUUUCUUGUGAUGAGGAUCGGACUGACGCAGAAGCAGAGGCAAUUCGAAAGGUUCUAUAUAUUUCAUUUUU